AGGCGUCACGUGCCUUCAUUCACCACCAUUGACCAACAUAUUUAGGUAUUCAUGUUCAAACAUAAUAGUAUAAAAAAUAAAAUGGAGCAAGAAUAGGGCCGAGAGAUGACUCUUCAGAGUUGUACGAAUGCAUGGCCUUGUAAAGAAAGCCAAAGCAACGCAGCCUCUGAGAACUGAAUCAUGGCCUGUUCCAGAUGCAUCUUUGCAGGGAUGAAAAUUUGGCUCUGACAGGUUCCUGGGCAGAUCGAUCACCACUACAUGAAGCGGCAAGUCAAGGGCGUCUUCUUGCUCUAAGGACUUUAUUAUCACAGGGUUAUAAUGUCAAUGCCGUCACCAUAGACCACGUCACCCCAUUGCAUGAAGCCUGUCUCGGAGGUCACGUGGCCUGUGCCAGAUCUCUUCUGGAAGCGGGAGCUAAUGUGAAUGCAAUCACGAUAGAUGGUGUGACGCCAUUGUUCAACGCAUGCUCGCAAGGCAGUGCCAGCUGUACAGAACUGCUUUUGGAAUAUGGCGCCAAAGCCCAGCUGGAGUCAUGUCUCCCAUCUCCCAUACAUGAGGCUGCCAGUAAAGGUCACCAUGAAUGUCUGGACAUCCUGAUAUCCUGGGGUGUAGAUGUGGACCAAGACAUUACUCAUUUGGGAACUCCUCUCUAUGUAGCUUGUAUGUCACAGCAAUUCCAUUGCGUCUGGAAGCUUCUUUAUGCUGGUAUUUUCCUUUAA
Messenger RNA from Propithecus coquereli (Coquerel's sifaka), 719 nucleotides. It is a transcript of the gene ASB5, whose product is annotated as ankyrin repeat and SOCS box containing 5. Gene Ontology annotation, biological process: protein ubiquitination; positive regulation of protein catabolic process. The transcript has 5 exons. Bases 195 to 719 code for a protein of 174 amino acids. The record is from RefSeq and is a predicted model, not a curated record. Gene Ontology annotation, molecular function: protein binding. Lineage: Eukaryota; Metazoa; Chordata; Mammalia; Primates; Indriidae.